Molecule: messenger RNA, 1583 nt
Organism: Juglans microcarpa x Juglans regia
Lineage: Eukaryota; Viridiplantae; Streptophyta; Magnoliopsida; Fagales; Juglandaceae
Exons: 8
Coding region: 348-1286 (312 amino acids)
Cellular component (GO): Golgi apparatus
Molecular function (GO): antiporter activity; UDP-xylose transmembrane transporter activity
Source: RefSeq, a predicted model, not a curated record
GAGAAGCGAACCCCAUUUUGAUUUCUCAGAGAAAGAGAGUGAGAGUGAAUACCGUGUAGCUGUAAAAUGUUCAAUUUCUUAGUAAGGAAAGAUGUCAGGAAGAUUCUUAAGCGCAAGGAUAGUGAUGCUGGCGAAAAAGGCUUCUUUGCAAUAAUGGGGCUUUCUUUGAUGUCAUUAUUCAAUUACUUGUUUAAUUGGCACUUUCAGGAAAAGCUCUGGAAGAGUUGCGAGCGUCUCUUUUUAAUGAAUUUCGCUUGUCUGAAGGAGCAAGGCGUCAACGGCAAUGUAGAUGUGGCCCCAUUGCUGCCCUUACCUUCAAUUUUGUGGUUGCUGUUGGUAUUAUUUUCAUGAAUAAAUUGGUGCUUAAUCAAGUUAAAUUCAAGUUCCCUAUCCUUCUCACUUUUAUUCACUAUGUUAUAAGCUGGUUAUUAAUGGCUGUGCUAAAGGCCUUUUCUAUCCUCCCUGCAUCUCCUUCCUCAAAACUGACACGUUUGUCUACUUUAAUUGCUCUGGGCACCGUUAUGUCGCUAUCUACUGGGCUUGCUAAUGUCAGCUUAAAAUACAAUAGUGUGGGAUUUUAUCAGAUGUCUAAGAUCGCUGUAACACCGUCAAUUGUUCUGGCAGAAUUCAUUUUGUAUAAGAAGAGAGUUUCUUGCUCCAAGGUACUUGCACUUACAGUUGUAUCUAUUGGUGUUGCUGUGGCUACGGUCACUGAUCUCCAAUUUGACCUCUUCGGUGCUUGUAUAGCAUUGGCAUGGAUAAUACCUAGUGCAGUCAACAAGAUCCUCUGGUCCAGUUUGCAGCAGCAGGAGAAUUGGACUGCCUUGGCCUUGAUGUGGAAGACAACACCGAUCACCCUGUUAUUUCUGGUUGCUUUGAUUCCUCUGUUAGAUCCACCCGGUGCUCUCUCAUUUGAUUGGAAUUUUAAUAGCACAUUGGCUAUUCUCACAUCAGCAGUUCUUGGCUUCUUGCUUCAAUGGUCAGGUGCUUUAGCACUUGGGGCUACAUCUGCCAUCACCCAUGUUGUUCUUGGGCAGUUCAAAACAUGUGUUCUUCUUCUAGGAAACUUCUAUCUCUUUGGUUCAAAUCAGGGAAAAACUAGUAUUUGUGGAGCAUUCACGGCAAUUGCUGGUAUGUCUUAUUACACUUACCUUAACCUGAAGCAGAAAUCAAGCAAAACAUCUCCUCGACAAGCCUCCUCCUUACCCAUAUCCAGACUGAGCAAAGAAAAUGGCAGCGUAAAUGAUGGAAACUAUGGUGGGGAAUCAGUCAAACAAGAUACCUAAACUUUUGAUAUGAAGAUUAAUGAAAAGAUGAAAUUCUUGAGUUACAUUAAUUCAACUUGACAUAACUUCUCCAAUUUCAACAAUUUUCUGAGUUCAGAGAAGUAGAGCUCUUUCUGUCACGUGUCAUUGUUUAUAGACGACUGGGUUGCUACAGUUAACAUUAGAAUAUUGUAAUGCCUUCUCCAGGGGGCUUGUGCAGAUCAUGUGGAGUAAUUUGCUAAUCGUUUCUGCAAACUGAACACUGUAUAUAUGAAUGAUUUGAGAAUUCUUUACUUGAAUACAAUUUUAUUUGGCUUU